AUGUCGCACUUCAGCGCAGCCGCAGUCCUUUUGGCGUUCAGCCUCCAGGCCAUCGCCGCCGCCGUGCCGAAUGCGGCCCCCGACGGCGUCAUCCCCGGCCAGUACAUCGUCCGCCUGAAACCCGGCCUUCAGCCCGCCGAGGUUCAAGAACAUCUGAGCUGGGCCGCUGCCGUGCACGAACGCAGCCCUCGUCGGCGGGACACCACGGGCGUCGGCAAAUCAUUUACUAUUGGCGAGUUCAAUGCCUACGCCGGUCACUUCGACGAGGACAGCAUCGCCGAGAUAGGUGCCGGCGCCGGCGUCAUCUCCGUCGAGCCCAACCGUGUUGUUGAGCUUGACUCACUCGCCACCCAGAAGGCUGCGCCUUGGGGUCUUGCGAGCCUAUCCACGCCGUCUCGUCCGCCAGACUCGAGUGACAGUCGUCCGUACAAAUUCGACGACUCUUCUGGCGAGGGCACCUUUGCCUACGUCGUUGACACGGGUAUACAUAUCUCGCACCCCGACUUUGCUGGCCGCGCCAUCCGUGGAUAUAACGCACAGCCCGACGAGGAAUUUGACGACUUUGGCGGGCACGGCACGCACGUCGCUGGCAUCGUUGGGUCUCAGACUUAUGGCGUUGUCAAGAAUGCGACGAUCGUGGAUGUUAAAGUCCUUGUAGGCGGUGGCUCUGGCACUGUCCAGACGGUCCUUGACGGGUAUAACUGGGCCGUCAGCAACAUCACACAGACGCCAGGCCGUCUGACCAAGUCCGUCAUCAACCUCAGCCUCGGUUUCACCGUCAGCUCACAAUCAUCGGCGCUUGAUGAUGCAGUCCAAGCGGCGUAUGGCUUGGGUAUAGUUACUGUGGUGUCUGCCGGCAACGGAAACCAGGAUGCGGUGCAACGGUCGCCAGCAAGGGCGAAGCAUGCCAUCACGGUCGCCGCAUCGGACUGGAAGCGGGCGCGGGCGGGCUUCAGUAAUUACGGACCGUCUGUCGAUAUCUUUGCGCCUGGGGUUGGUAUCAGGUCUCUCACCAUUGAUGACGGAUAUGCUUCGAGAGACGGUACAUCGCAAGCUACGCCGCAUAUUACGGGUCUCAUCGCGUAUCUGAGAUCACAGGAGGAGCUCGCCACCCCCAAGGCAGUUUUAGAAAAACUGAAGGCGCUGGCGAUCAGCAACGUGGUGCAGGACGCCAAAGGCGCUGCUAAUUUGUUUGCGUACAACGGUGUAAGGGGUUUCAUCAAGGGCGUUACCCGCUGA
Molecule: messenger RNA, 1239 nt
Organism: Colletotrichum truncatum
Lineage: Eukaryota; Fungi; Ascomycota; Sordariomycetes; Glomerellales; Glomerellaceae
Product: alkaline serine protease alp1
Biological process (GO): proteolysis
Molecular function (GO): serine-type endopeptidase activity
Source: RefSeq, a predicted model, not a curated record